UGAACGACUAUCUCACUUUAGCUUUGCGAUAGUGGCUGAUCAGUCUGUAGACUAAUUGUUUAAAGUUGCGAUAAGCAAAAUAUUUGAUCCCUGAACCUUUGAUCCGCAGGAAGCUCAACCAGCAUUCAGAAGCUGUACAGACGACUCGGCUCUUGCGAUGUGUACAUGUGACCUGACCAAUUAAUAUGAUAACGAUACAGAAAGUACGUACACAGUGCAUUAUGUGUAACUUUAACCUGGACUUGGAUCUCACUGUAUGUACGCGCUAUUAUAAGGUUCAACUUGGGCAGAAAAUUAUCACGGGACGAUUGAAACACCAGCCAUCUACUAGUAUAUCGGCCUACACGCCUUCUUUGCUUCAUUUCCUCGUGUCAUUAAGAAGAGUUUUUCGAUAGUUUACCCUGUUUGGGUGAAGUUGUAGUUGUCAUGACUGUAGAGAUUGUUUCAUCGUAAAUGUAGCUGUUCGCCGUGUUGGAUGAGGAAGUGGCAUAUACCGCACAGAGGAAGUUCAAGCCAAUGGAUUUUUGGACAACGUGAAUUCAAUGAUCUCUCUUUCAGCUUGAAUGAUGAACUGCAUAUCCAUUUGUGUUAAACAGUCGUAGAGUUUCAGUAUCUGUUGAACAGGAAAUCAUGUCAUUCUGCUGUAGAAGAGACAACAACUACGAUGGCCUAGAUGAGCCAAGCGCAGAGAAGUCGCCUCUCGUAAGAAACGAGGGCGGUGCCCUUGUCGAUGGCGUCAUAGCAUCACGGAGGUCAGCCACAGAUGACCUCAACCUCUGGACCAAUCCUGAUGACGUCAAUCACGUGAUCUCAGAGGAUGACAGGCAACUUGCCGAGCUGCUCGACAGGAGGCGAAGAGCAGUUUCCAGAGAGGAGGAGAUGUUAUUGCAUCAAAAGGUAGAAGAAAUUCGGAAGGUUCGAAAGAAAGUUCAGGACAGAUGGAAAAGAGUGCUGAGCGAAUUAGGUUUUGCCGACGAGCAGCAUAAACUACUGGCCGUGAGCUCCGUCACAAGAACCGCCUCUCCCAACACGUCGGUGAGGGCGUACAACCUGCACGAUAAGCUGGUGAACGAGACGUCAAUCUUUGGUGAUGCACCGACACAGAGACAUCGCUAUGCAGUCAUACUGGACCGAUUGCUAGAUCUGGACAUUACCGACGAUUUUUUCGAAGCAGCACACGAACUCUACCCGAAAAAAGCCGAGAAGCCGAAGCGGUACCACAAGAGGGCGUCCCGCAAGAAACCACAAGGGGAAGUUCCGGAUGAGAACGGAAACGGUGAAGUUAACGGAGAGAUUCCAGAAUCUCCGGGGAUGGAGAUAAUGCCGAACGGCCACAAGCCAACUAACGGGGAUCGGCGCGCCGAUACAACCGUGACUACCGAGGUGGUGGUCGCUGAAGUUCACGAGGAACCGAAGUAA
This is a messenger RNA of Patiria miniata (bat star), 1419 nucleotides long. Its product is annotated as melanoregulin-like. Gene Ontology annotation, biological process: melanosome transport. The record is from RefSeq and is a predicted model, not a curated record. Lineage: Eukaryota; Metazoa; Echinodermata; Asteroidea; Valvatida; Asterinidae. The coding region runs from base 631 to 1419 and encodes 262 amino acids. Gene Ontology annotation, cellular component: melanosome. The transcript is spliced from 5 exons.